AUGAGGGGUUACCAUGGCGACCGAGGCAGCCAUCCCCGCCCAGCCCGCUUUGCUGACCAACAGCAUAUGGACGUGGGCCCAGCUGCCAGGGCCCCGUACCUGCUGGGCUCCAGGGAGGUCUUCUCUACUGAGCCCCGUUUCUGUGCUCCGAGAGCUGGCCUGGGACACCUUUCUCCAGAAGGGCCCCUGAGCCUGAGUGAAGGGCCGUCCAUAGGCCCUGAGGGAGGGUCAGGGGGGGCUGGGGCUGGGGGAGGCAGCAGUACCUUCCCCAGGAUGUACCCUGGCCAGGGCCCCUUCGACACCUGUGAAGACUGUGUGGGCCACCCACAGGGCAAGGGUGCCCCCCGCUUGCCUCCUACACUCCUGGAUCAGUUUGAAAAGCAGUUGCCCGUUCAGCAAGAUGGCUUCCAUACACUACCAUACCAGCGUGGUCCAGCAGGGGCUGGGCCUGGGUCAGGGCCAGGGUCUGGCACUGCCCCUGAGCCCCGGAGUGAAAGCCCUAGCCGAAUUCGGCAUCUGGUUCACUCUGUGCAGAAGCUUUUUGCCAAGUCCCACUCUUUGGAGGCACCUGGGAAGCGGGACUAUAAUGGGCCCAAGGCCGAGGGAAGAAGUAGCUCUGGAGGAGACAGCUACCCUGGUCCAGGAUCUGGAGGCCCCCACACCUCCCACCACCACCAUCACCACCACCAUCACCACCACCACCAGUCUCGACAUGGCAAGAGGAGCAAGAGCAAGGACCGAAAGGGGGAUGGGCGGCACCAGACCAAGGCCACGGGCUGGUGGAGCUCUGAUGACAACUUGGACAGUGAUAGCGGCUUCCUGGCAGGGGGGCGGCCCCCCGGGGAGCCUGGUGGUCCCUUCUGCCUGGAGGCUCCAGAUGGGUCCUACCGAGACUUGAGCUUCAAGGGGCGCUCAGGCGGGUCUGAAGGCCGCUGCCUUGCCUGCACUGGCAUGUCCAUGUCAUUGGAUGGACAAUCCGUCAAGCGAAGUGCCUGGCAUACCAUGAUGGUCAGCCAGGGCCGGGAUGGAUACCCAGGGCCUGGGCCAAGCAAAGGGCUCCUGGGUCCAGAGGCCAAGGCCAAAGCCAGGACUUAUCACUACCUGCAGGUGCCACAAGACGACUGGGGGGGUUACCCCACGGGUGGCAAGGAUGGGGAGAUCCCCUGCCGCAGGAUGCGGAGCGGCAGCUACAUCAAAGCCAUGGGGGAUGAGGAGAGCGGAGACUCGGAUGGCAGCCCCAAGACAUCUCCCAAAGCACUCGCCCGGCGCUUUGCCUCCCGCCGCUCCUCCAGUGUGGACACAGCUCGAAUCAACUGCUGUGUCCCACCCCGGAUCCAUCCUCGGAGCUCCAUCCCUGGCUAUAGCCGUUCCCUCACCACUGGACAGCUCAGUGACGAGUUGAACCAGCAGCUGGAGGCCGUGUGUGGGUCUGUGUUUGGGGAGCUUGAGUCCCAGGCUGUGGACGCCCUGGACCUGCCUGGCUGUUUCCGCAUGCGGAGCCACAGCUACCUCCGGGCCAUCCAGGCUGGAUGCUCUCAAGAUGACGACUGCCUACCCCUCCUAGCUGCCCCUGCCUCUGUCUCAGGGAGGCCCGGCUCCUCCUUCAACUUCAGAAAGGCCCCGCCCCCCAUCCCACCGGGGAGCCAGGCCCCGCCCCGCAUCUCCAUCACCGCACAGAGCAGCACCGACUCCGCCCACGAGAGCUUCACAGCCACCACCGAGGGCCCGGCCCGGCGCUGCAGCUCGGCUGACGGGCUGGACGGCCCCGCCAUGGGCGCUCGCACCCUGGAGCUGGCGCCGGUGCCACCCCGGGCGAGCCCCAAGCCCCCCACACUCAUCAUCAAGACCAUCCCCGGCAGGGAGGAGCUGCGGAGCCUGGCAAGACAGCGGAAGUGGCGGCCGUCCAUUGGGGUGCAGGUGGAGACCAUCUCGGACUCCGACACUGAGAACCGAAGCCGAAGAGAGUUCCACUCCAUCGGAGUACAGGUGGAAGAGGACAAGAGGCGGGCGAGGUUCAAGCGCUCCAACAGUGUGACAGCUGGUGUGCAAGCAGACCUGGAGCUGGAGGGCCUGGCUGGUUUGGCCACGGUGGCCACAGAAGACAAAGGCCUGCAGUUUGGACGCUCCUUCCAGAGGCACGCCUCUGAGCCCCAGCCCGGACCCCGGGCCCCCACCUACUCAGUCUUCCGCACGGUCCACACGCAGGGCCAGUGGGCCUACCGUGAGGGCUACCCACUGCCGUAUGAGCCGCCGGCCACAGAUGGGUCACCUGGCCCUGCCCCGGCCCCUGCCCCUGGCCCUGGGUCUGGCAGGCGUGAUUCCUGGAUGGAGCGUGGUUCACGUAGCCUCCCUGACUCAGGCCGCACAUCUCCCUGCCCACGGGAUGGCGAGUGGUUCAUCAAGAUGCUGCGGGCAGAGGUGGAGAAGCUGGAGCACUGGUGCCAGCAGAUGGAGCGUGAGGCGGAGGACUAUGAGCUGCCCGAGGAGAUCCUGGAGAAGAUCCGCAGUGCCGUGGGCAGCACACAACUUCUGCUGUCUCAGAAGGUCCAGCAAUUCUUCCGGCUGUGUCAGCAAAGCAUGGACCCUACUGCGUUCCCCGUGCCCACCUUCCAGGACCUGGCGGGUUUCUGGGACCUCCUGCAGCUCUCCAUUGAGGAUGUGACCCUCAAGUUCCUGGAGCUACAGCAACUCAAGGCCAACAGCUGGAAACUCCUGGAGCCCAAGGAGGAGAAGAAGGUCCCUCCGCCGAUACCAAAGAAGCCCUCGCGGGGCCGGGGCGUGCCGGUGAAGGAGCGCUCCCUGGACUCCGUGGACCGGCAGCGGCAGGAAGCGCGCAAGCGGCUCCUGGCGGCCAAGCGCGCCGCCUCCUUCCGCCACAGCUCGGCCACCGAGAGCGCGGACAGCAUCGAGAUCUACAUCCCCGAGGCCCAGACCAGGCUGUGA
This is a messenger RNA of Dipodomys ordii (Ord's kangaroo rat), 2943 nucleotides long. It is a transcript of the gene Dlgap3, whose product is annotated as discs, large (Drosophila) homolog-associated protein 3. NCBI's taxonomy places the organism in Eukaryota, Metazoa, Chordata, Mammalia, Rodentia, Heteromyidae. Gene Ontology annotation, biological process: signaling. The record is from RefSeq and is a predicted model, not a curated record. Gene Ontology annotation, molecular function: molecular adaptor activity. Gene Ontology annotation, cellular component: postsynaptic specialization; glutamatergic synapse. Bases 1 to 2943 code for a protein of 980 amino acids. The transcript has 10 exons.